Sceloporus undulatus (fence lizard) is the source of this 2894-nucleotide messenger RNA. RefSeq names its product GRB2 associated binding protein 3 (gene GAB3). The record is from RefSeq and is a predicted model, not a curated record. The coding region runs from base 118 to 1929 and encodes 603 amino acids. NCBI's taxonomy places the organism in Eukaryota, Metazoa, Chordata, Lepidosauria, Squamata, Phrynosomatidae. The transcript is spliced from 10 exons.
CGUGUGCGUUGUUGUGUGUGUGCCUUGUGUGUCGUGUGUGUGUUGGGGCUGCUUCCUCCGGAGCUGCUCCUCGCCUGGCUUUCCAGGGUGGGAUCCGGGGCAGCAGCAGAGGAGAGGAUGAGCGGGGCUGCAGCCUCGGGGGCGCCGGCGGUGUGCUCCGGGUGGCUGAUCAAGUCCCCUCCGGAGAAGAAGCUCAAGAGAGACGCUUGGCGAAAGCGUUGGUUCGUGUUGCGCCAAGGCCGAAUGAGCGGGAACCCCGAUGUCCUGGAGUACUAUCGAAACAGCCAUUCCAAGAAACCCAUCCGGGUGAUUGACCUGAGCGAAUGUGAGGUGGUCAAACACUCGGGGUUGAACUUCGUCAAGAAGGAAUUCCAAAACAACUUUGUCUUCGUGGUGAAGACCACGUACCGCACUUUCUACCUGGUGGCCAAAUCCGAGGAGGAGAUGCAAGUAUGGGUGCACCACAUCACCCAGAUCUGUAACUUCGGACAUUUGGAAGACGGGACAGAUUCGGGUGACAGCCUUUCCCACACCACCUCCUCGCCACAGCCCUCACCAGCCUCUUCGGCGCACGCCUUGAGGACUGCAGAUACCUCCUCUUCGACCGACCAAGCCGCCGCAGACACUUCUGCCGCCGAGGAGACGGCAAGCGAGUCAGGAUCUGUCUUCCUUCCUGACUAUCUCUUCUUAUCCAACUGUGAGACCGGAAAACUCAGCCAUGUCAGAUGCCACAGCUGGUCCAAUUCUGACCGAUCCCUUGAGCAGAACUCAUCAGAUGAUGUGUUUGUUGACUUUGUGGCUUCCCAGCCCUCACUAUUUCUACAAAACUCUGGUGGCCCAUUGCAGGAGAUCAUCCAGCCAAUAGGUCAAGGGGUGCUUCCCCGGCAUCCAGACUCAAGUGGGCCUCCUUCCAGCGAUUUCUCCUCUUCCUCUCCAUUGUCAGGACCACCCUUAACUCCAACCUUCCUGGUUGAUAAAAGCCAGAACGCUCUUUCUCUUGGUAUUACUGAACUCGACGUUCUGGCCAAUACGCCGCCACCGAGGCCUCCUAAGCCAACACACUUCUCUGACAGAAGGGCCGAGGAGCAGCCCAUUGGGGGCCUUCAAAAUGGACAUGCUGGGAUCCAUAGCAGCCAAAGGGUCAUGGUGCCAAGAAGGAUUUCCAUGUCUGGCUUGGACUCCAUGAAGAAUUGGAGAGUUGACAUGGAUGAAAAUUCCUUAAGAAGCAGGGAUAAGAGGCUUAGCUUGAAUUUGCCAUGUCGGUUUAGCCCACUCUAUUCCAGCACUUCCAACACUUCCGAGGACAGCUAUGUGCCCAUGCACCCCAGUGCCUCCUCACCCGUCCCAGGCUCGGACUGCACACCAGACGGCUACAUUCCCAUGAGUCCAGCGCCAACAGCAUUUGCUCUCUCUGCAGUUAGCACUGAAAAGCUCUCAAGCCCGUUGCCUGAGCUUCCCACAGAUCUGGAACCACCUCCGGUGAACCGGGAUCUCAAGCCUCGCCGAAAAUUCCGACCGCCUAAUCUGGACCUGCGAAACCUAUCCACCAUCCGAGAACACGCUGCCUUAACCAGGACGUGGACCGUGCCUUACAAUCGAACAAGCUUUAUCUCUCCAGAAAGAGACUGCAUUUAUUCAGCGAAAGUAUUUGCCAGUUCAGUUUCCGGCGAAGAGGAAGAAACUUACAUUCAAAUGGAGCACCCGCAGGCAACAUCUCCAUAUAACGGAGCAUUGUUCCAAUGGCCAAAGAAGUUUAAUGUUGAUUACUUAGCGCUGGAUUUUAAUUCCGCUUCUCCAUCCCCUGUACAAAAGAAACCUUUCCUCUCGGAAGAGCAACGGGUGGAUUACGUCCAGGUAGACGAACAAAGAACUCAGGCUCUCCAGAACACUAAACAGGAAUGGACAGACGAAAGGCAAUCGAAAGUCUGAAGAGGCAUUUCUUGGUUAGCGUGAUUUUGCACAUGGAAAUCCAGGUUGUCGGAACGAUCCAGUGGAGAAGGCGAGAAAGUUAGCGCAUCUACCGCUCUCCCGCCUGUUCUCAUAAGCAACAUCUUUUGAGGAUGGCAGGAGCGCCAUACCGUCUUGGGAAAGGACUGGUUCAUUGCAUAGCCACACAAACGCCAUCGCUGUCACCUUUCUCGAUCGCCCUUUCUGAGAAGGAUCCGUGGUACCAUUUUAAGACUUGAAUCUGGGAACAAAAGCCUUGUUGUGUCACACUGUAAAGACUUCUGAAAUGUAUAUAUAUAUAUUUUCAGAAAAGAAUACAUACAUACACCUUGCUAUUUAACAGAUGCUGCCUUGGCUGUGGCAUCUGGUACUGACAAGUGUUGGGAGAAUAAGGGCUAAACUUUAGAAGCAACAUUAAAUAAACUUUGGUAGGAGUUUGGGCUAUCCCUCGGUAUGAAGCAUGUUGGCUUCAUUUGCCAUAUUGGACCAUGUAAAUAGAACUUUGCACUGUGGCCAUUUCAAAACCCCUAAUCCCCAUCCUUCGCUUAUUCACGGACUAGUAACUGUCACAACGAACAGGACCCAUUGUCAAUGGCUCCAUGCCUCAUGUUGUGUUUUGGGGUAUGUUUUCUCUCUCUCCCCAGCGCAAGGAGUUGCUUUAGAUGUAGCACAAGCAUUCCGGUGCAUCCACUGACUUUUGAGUCUUUGCUUUUGGAAGGAAUCAAGGGAAGCCACAAAACGACUUUUGCGACUCCCAGCGUGGCUGGCAUGCCGUCAUCUGCGCUGCAAGGAAGAAAAUGCCGCUGCGGUUCACAAGAACGGCUGCCCGGUUUCUGGAUCUCGGUAAACAAGCUUGUAUCGGAUCUCAGUCUGUGGGAAUCCUGUUUCCAAGCACAGCUUGACCAAAGCUGUGAAAUGACUGGAAUAAAGCUGAUUCGACCCUUUUA